This is a messenger RNA of Tribolium madens (black flour beetle), 1086 nucleotides long. Its product is annotated as putative odorant receptor 85e. Lineage: Eukaryota; Metazoa; Arthropoda; Insecta; Coleoptera; Tenebrionidae. The record is from RefSeq and is a predicted model, not a curated record. Gene Ontology annotation, molecular function: odorant binding; olfactory receptor activity. Bases 178 to 1086 code for a protein of 302 amino acids. Gene Ontology annotation, cellular component: plasma membrane. The transcript has 4 exons. Gene Ontology annotation, biological process: sensory perception of smell; detection of chemical stimulus involved in sensory perception of smell.
AACAUUCUAGGACUCGAUCCUCGAAAAAACGACGGUUUUUCAAAAUUCCGUUCAAUUUUCGUUUUCACUAUUCUAAUUUUAGCUUCAUUUUCCAGUCAUUUAGAGUUUUUUUUUAAUUUUAAAGGGCUAGAAACGUGUGAGCGUGCUGCAGAAUCUAUCAUUCCCCAAUAUCAGACAAUGUGUAAGAUGGCUUCUUUUCUACUAUACAAAAAUAAAAUGCUCGAAUUGAUUAAGAAAUUUGAACAGUUUUGGAAAUUGGACCGGUUUGGUCAUUUUUAUGCUAAAAAUCUCCACUCAACCUAUUUCAUUUUUCAAAUAUUUUUCUACGUUUACGUGGUGAUCCUAGCUUUAACUUGUGCAACGUUUGUUCUCGUCAAGUUUAUUUUUAAGACCGGAAAACCAAUUUCGCUGUGUUACGGGGAGUCAGAAGGACUUGAAACACCUUGGGUUGAAUUUUACGUUGUUUUGCAGACUCUUGAAGUAGCGAUUAUUUUUCUUGGAAUCACAGGGUAUGACAUGGUUUUUUUUUACUACACCGGAUAUAUUUGCAUGCAAUUUAAAAUACUAAAAAUUGCUUUUGGGAGAAAAAAAAUCAAGACGUUUGAAUUAUGCAAUAAGCAAUUUCUGGAGGCUGUGCAACAUCAUGAUUUUUUACUACAAUACGUUGAGCAACUUGGUAAUAUUUAUUGCUGGUGGUUUUUACUCCAAUACUUUUCAAGCCUUUUUGGAAUCUGUUUCGGCUUAUUUUUGAUUUCCAAAGAAGGGUUACCCACAGAGCGCCUUGUAAAAUACUUUCCUUACAUUUUUUCAUUUACUAUGCAAUCGUUUACAUUUUGUAUGACCGGCACCUUGCUAUCUGACUGGUCCAGCGAAAUUUCUGAUGAAAUUUUUUAUAGCACCUGGUUCCAUGAUCAAGUUUGCAAAAACAAAACGGCAAGACUUAUUAUCAUGAAUCGAGCACAAAAACCAGCUAAAAUAACAAUUGGAAAGUUUUUGGACUUAAAUUUACGUAGUUUCUUGCUUUUGAUGAGGAGUGUUUUUUCGUUUCUUGCUUUCGUGAAUAAUAUAUUAAAUCGAAUCAAUUAA